CGGCAAGGGCGCGCGCGGCCGCCGUUGGCCGUUAGCGCGGCUUGGGUGGUUGUCUUGGAGAACCAAGAUGGCGGCGACGACGGCCGCGGUGGUGGCGGAGGAGGACACGGAGCUGCGGGACCUGCUGGUGCAGACGCUGGAGAACAGCGGCGUCCUGAACCGCAUCAAGGCUGAACUCAGAGCGGCUGUGUUUUUAGCACUGGAAGAACAAGAAAAAGUAGAGAACAAAACUCCUUUGGUCAAUGAGAGCUUGAAAAAGUUUUUAAAUACAAAAGACGGUCGUUUAGUGGCUAGUCUCGUGGCAGAAUUUCUUCAGUUUUUUAACCUUGACUUCACCUUGGCUGUUUUCCAUCCUGAAACUAGCACACUUCAAGGUCUUGAAGGUCGGGAGAACUUAGCCCGAGAUUUAGGAAUCAUUGAAGCAGAAGGUACCGUGGGUGGACCCUUAUUAUUAGAAGUGAUUAGACGCUGCCAACAGAAAGAGAAAGGACCUACCAGUGGGGAAGGUGCAUUGGAUCUGUCUGAUGGACAUCCUCCUUCAAAGUCACCUGAAGGAAAAACAAGUGCCAACUCCACCCCAAGUAAGAUACCAAGGUAUAAAGGACAAGGUAAGAAGAAGACAAGCGGGCAGAAGUCUGGUGACAAGAAGACCAGCAGUGAGACCAGUCAGAGUGAGACCAGUGUCUCCUUGUCAGAGCCAAAGAGCAGGAGCAGCCUGCACUCGCUGGCCCACGAGACAAGAAUUGCAUCCUUCCUGAGCAGCACUCUAGACGCCAAAGACAGAAGUGCUCUUUGUCCAGAUGAAAACGAUGCAGAAGGAGAUUCUUUCUUUGAUGAUCCCAUUCCCAAGCCAGAAAAAACAUACGGUUGGAGAAGUGAACCUAGGAAGCAAGUGGGGAGUCUGGCCUCACUUUCUGACAUACCCCCCUUAAGGAGCGGUCUGAGCUCCCUGGCAGGUGCCCCUUCGUUAACAGAUGCCACUGAGAGUAAAAGAGGAAGCACGGUCCUGAAGGAUCUGAAAUUGGUCAGUGAGAAAAUUGGAUCACUUGGACUAGGAACUGGAGAAGAUGAAGACUAUGUUGAUGAUUUUCAUAGUGCUAGCCACCGCUCAGAAAAAAGUGAAUUAAGUAUUGGUGAAGAAAUUGAAGAAGACCUUUCCAUGGGCAUAGACGACGUUAACAGCAGUGAUAAACUUGAUGACCUCACACAAGACCUGACUGUUUCCCAGCUCAGCGACGUGGCCGAUUAUCUGGAAGAUGUUGCAUAGACAGGAAAGGAAGUAUUGUGAUCAGCAGAAGAGGAAGGACUUUCGGCUCCAUGGUCCCAGUCAGUCACUCUUGCUGGAACGUACGCUCCUGCUGGUGCCUUGCAUUUCAAAAAGACUGCAGAUAUUUUUAAAAGUUAACUUUUCAGUUUAGUAAACAAAAUACUUCCUAUAUGAGCCUGUGUCUAGGAGAUUAAUAUGCUUGAUUUGGUUUAGCUUUAUAUCUCCAAGGAAAUGGUAUUUGGGCUCAUGACAGCAAGGGCCCCUGAAGUGUCAGUGUUAAAGAGCAUGGCGAGCAUGGAGGCCAGUACAGCCGUACUUGUGCCGCUGUGUCUCCGGCUGCUGCCGUCCUGACCACACCGUGGGCACUAAGUGGGCUAGCCCAGAGUUGGUGAGCUGACCUGAUAAAUCUGUGAUGCUGAAACGUACCAAUACAAGGUAAAUUGAUGUGUGAACUUUAUUUUGUAUUUCCUUCCAUUUGGAAGGUUUGUUAGACCAUUAAGGUUAUAUUAAAGUUCUCUGUGCUAUUAGUUUUGCUUGUUUUAAACUAGGAGUGGCUUGGACUCUUAAUUGGCAGACUUGUCGCUAACAGUUAACAUUCAUCCUGCUGUCUCAAGCAGCUGUAGACGCAGAUUACUUCAGUACAGUCUUAACUUAUUAUUUCUAAAGAUGCCUUGAAACAUCCAAUACCAAAAUGCAUCUGAAACCAUUAAGCAGUGCUUUUAUUUCAGAUCUGUAAGUUGAUUAUAUUUAAAUCCAAAUUGGAAUGAAAUAGUAGUAAUGGCCUAAGACCAUGUAUAUUCAGUUUGACAGACUUUGAACACUGUACAUAAUUGUACUGUAGUCCUUAAAAAUUUUGAGUCAAUAAUAGAAUUUCUGGCAGAUUUAAUUUGUGCUGUUGUGUGUAGUGCUGCAGGGAUAUAGGCCACUGGCAUUUGUAGUGCUAAAAUAUUUUAAAUGUACAUACACCAUCAUACUGCUAAGUAAAAUUUAGGAAUUGUGAAACUUUGAUACAUUUCAUUUUAAUUAAGACUGUUAAAAGUUACCUUUAUUGCCGGGCGGUGGUGGCUCAUGCCUUUAAUCCCAGCACUUGGGAGGCAGAAGCAGGCGGAUCUCUAGGAGUUCGAGGCCAGCCUGGUCUACAAGAGCUAGUUCCGGGACAGGCACCAAAGCUACAGAGAAACCAAAAAAAAAAAAAAAAUAAAUAAAUAAAAUUGUUUAAAAAAUUACCUUUAUUAAUAAAAAGAGAAAUUGGAAAUCAUCCAUCCAUGUUGAGUGAGUGAGCAGAAGCUGUGGUCUGUACCAAUGCCACUUUCCAUUCCAUGAUUUCUAAGUAGAGCAGUGACAUUUCUCAGCUGUAGUGCAGAGGAAGUGAGAACGUAGUAAAGCUUCGGGCUCUGACAGUAGAGUCUGGCUCUUUAAAGCUAAGUGAAACUGAACUAUAAACAUCAAGAGGAAGUAGGACAGAAAGUGGGCCGGGUGGCCUGGAAGCCCCUGUGUAUUUCUGUCCGCUGUCUGCCCUGACAUGGUGCUGUCUGUUCUUCACGCUUUACCCUUAGAAACAGUGCUGUCUGACUGCUGUUAGAGACUGUCUCACCCUGUGCUGUCUCUUUAAUGCCUUGUAGAAGCUCUAGAGCUGGUGGGCCUCUGGAGUCCGAAUCAAACGUGUGAUUUUACUAUUUGGUAGGCACUGCAAGUGAGGGAGCUGACCCACCAGCAUGGCAGGAUGUGGCUUUCUCUAUUUGAGGAAGACUUUCCAACAGUCAAGUACGAAAUCGUCACUUUCUAUUACCCAGUGACUGACCUUUUGGUGAUUCUGGAGAGGGUGGAGAGAAAAAGCCGAACGGCAGCUUUGUGGUCAGUACUACAGAAAGGUAUUGAGUCACUCUGAUAAUGUGAGGUUCAGCAAGGAGGAAGUUGUUUCCAGGUAUUCCUUGCUUAGGUAUUGUUAACCUGAUAAACUUUAAUGUGUAAAAUGACAGGUUCUGCAUAUAAUAAUGUUUCUUUGGUUUAAAGUGAAUUAAAAUGUUGACCAGUGGUAACCUGUA
This is a messenger RNA of Alexandromys fortis (reed vole), 3312 nucleotides long. RefSeq names its product centrosomal protein 43 (gene Cep43). Gene Ontology annotation, molecular function: protein binding. The transcript has 13 exons. Gene Ontology annotation, cellular component: centrosome. Lineage: Eukaryota; Metazoa; Chordata; Mammalia; Rodentia; Cricetidae. Bases 68 to 1267 code for a protein of 399 amino acids. The record is from RefSeq and is a predicted model, not a curated record. Gene Ontology annotation, biological process: microtubule anchoring.